Xiphias gladius (swordfish) is the source of this 2067-nucleotide messenger RNA. RefSeq names its product F-box protein 5 (gene fbxo5). NCBI's taxonomy places the organism in Eukaryota, Metazoa, Chordata, Actinopteri, Istiophoriformes, Xiphiidae. The record is from RefSeq and is a predicted model, not a curated record. Gene Ontology annotation, biological process: regulation of mitotic nuclear division; negative regulation of meiotic nuclear division. Gene Ontology annotation, molecular function: zinc ion binding; protein binding. The coding region runs from base 200 to 1576 and encodes 458 amino acids. Gene Ontology annotation, cellular component: nucleus. The transcript is spliced from 6 exons.
UUCGCUAUGAUUGGUUUGCGCCUUUUGCGCACGGAUUUCAAAUCAGGAGGCAGGAGUGGCGGAUUUUCAGUUGAGGAGCAUUUAAUUUAGGUAGAGAGAGUCUUAGUCCCCGGGUAAAAGGAAGGGAGGAAGCAAGCAAGGGUCUGCUUUGGAUAGCAAUAUCUACAAACGUAAGGUACCUACAUACUGCACAGGCUAUAUGUUUCACUCUAAGAAAGCCACAAUUAAAUGCUCUUGCUACGAGGCUACCAGGGCCGACAAAAUGGAGAAAAGCUCUGCUAGUGUGGCGGCUGCCAAGUCCAAGGUGCAUCACCUUAAACCUUCCCCAGCGAAAGAGCCCACCCCCAUCAAACCCCAGUGGCCCCCUGCAAGUGUGACCACAGUGUUGUUCUCUCUCAACAACGACACCAGAGCGGUCCACAACAAGGAAAACAGCACCAACAAGGAGCAUGAAAGGACUCUGGAUGAAGGGCUUGAGGAGAGUGGGUAUCUGUCUCUGCAGAACAGUCAGAUUGAUGACCACCACGAGGAUGAAGAGGAUGACCACGUCCAGGGAAAACCCACGGCAACCCUGCUGCCUUCUAGUACACACCAAGAAGGGACACCGAAUCAUUCUCCUUCCAAAUGUCAAGGGAGGAAAAACUCUAGCUCACCAGUAGCUCUGGUGACAGCUUCCACGCCUGUACUACGUCCCAGGAGGAGAACAGCAGCUCACCCACUGUCGUCCCCCCCCUUUGACCAUGACAGUGACCCCAAUCUGCCUAUACUGAAGUUCCAGCGGGCUGUGUGUGAAGAGCUUACCAAGAACUAUCUGAAGAAUAAGAGGUACGACUGGAGCAUUGUCACAAAGGUGGCAGAGGAUCAUCUUUUGGAUCAGGUGAUCGGAGGCAAGAUGGGUCAGGAGUACGUCGACAUGUUUACAUCUCUGCUGUCCAAGAACAUGAGGAGCAUCCUGACCAACAUCCUGGCCCUGCUGGGAGACAUGGACCUCAUUAGCUGUAAGAAAGUGAGUAGGACUUGGAGGAGGAUCAUCUGUGAAGAUACCACAGCUCUGAACAGGUGUCAGCGAGCUGAGGAGUCACUCAGGGAGUCAAGUAGCUCUUUGAGACAAAGGGGUUGUGGUCUGACAAGAGACGUGGCUGUAUCCAGGUUGGUGCUAUCCUGCAUGCAGACCCUGGCCUCCUCAAGCACUCCAUCCUCUUCAUCAUCCUAUUCAUCCUCAUCCUCCCUGAGCAGGGUCAACAGACGGACUGCUCCCUCUCAAAAGGCCAGCACACCCAAUUCCCAGUGUACACGAUUCCAAGAAUACAUGCGGGCCGCCAGUAGUCUGAAGCAGCACGAGUCUCUGCGCUCCUGCAAACUUUGUGGCUCACCAGCGAGGCAUUCGGCCGAGGCCCGGAGGGCCACGUGCACACGCCUCAACUGUUUGUUCGACUUCUGCACCCACUGCCAAGAGGCUUUCCACGGCUCAACCCCCUGCCGAACAGUGCAGCCCAGGACCCACUUCCUCACUUCCAAGACAUCCUCAAUCAUACCGGGGAGCGCUCGCAGCAGGAAGAACAUCAGGCGCCUAUGAUGGAAGUUUACUUCGGUCUUAAUUACUGACUGUUUUAACAGGGUGGGUCGUCUUUCUCUGCACGGGCGGCGUUUCCAGUAGCUUGGACAGUGAGGUUUUUACACAAACAAAGUCUGGAAGUGGCUUAUGGUUUCGCACUGAGGCAGUUAAACUUUGUGUUACAUGCAGAUCUUUGGCUCUACUUAUCUGAAUCAACUGAGUGAAGCACUUGUUACAAACACUACUGGGACAAUCAACCAGAGAAUGUCAUGUGGCUAAAACUGUUGUUGUUUGUGAACAAACAAAUCGGAUGCCAAAAAAAAGAGAAAUGCAGACUGAUACGCUUUAAAUUGUACAAUUUUAUUAUGUUUUAAAAUGAAAUGGAUGUAAAUAUAUCGUAUUGUAAUUUUUAAAAGUAUUUGGAUACUUUUUUUUUUUUUAAAUAAAUGUUGAUCCUCAAGAGGUCUUUAAAUGUUCAUAUGUACUGUAUUUGUGUUUUAAUGUAAAUAGAU